AGCCUGGUCUUUCAACAUCAGAUAUUCUGUCUUGGAUUAAACAAGAAGAAGAACCUCAGGUUGGGGCCCCACAGGAGUCCAGGGAGAGUGACAUGUACAAAGGCACCUAUGCUGAUGAAGAGCUUGUCAUCAAAGCCGAAGGCCUUACUAGAACCUCCUUAUGCCCUGAGGCACCCGUUGCCUUCUCUGCUCCACCACCAGCAGCUGCAAAAGAUGCUUUUUCAGACGUGGCUUUCAAAAGUCAUCAGUCUGUACCCAUGACUCCUUUUGGACGUGCAGCCACUGACCUGCCUGAAGCCUCAGAGGGACAAAUGACCUUUACUCAGUUGGGUAGCUACCCCCUCCCACCUCCAGUCGGGGAGCAAGUGUUCUCAUGCCACCAUUGUGGUAAGAGUCUCAGCCAAGACAUGUUGCUGACGCACCAAUGUAGUCACGCUGGUGAGCACCCCUUAGCCUGUACCCAGUGCCCCAAGCACUUUCCCCUGCAGUCUGACCUCAGCAGCACUUCCCAGAACCAUGCUAGUGAAACACCCCCCACCUGUCCACACUGUGCCCGGACCUUCACCCACCCCUCCAGACUCACCUACCACCUUCGGGUCCACAGCAGCACCGAGCGCCCUUUCCCCUGUCCUGAUUGCCCCAAGCGCUUUGCAGAUCAGGCGCGACUCACCAGCCACCGGCGAGCUCAUGCCAGUGAGAGGCCCUUCCGCUGUGCACAGUGUGGCCGAAGCUUCAGCCUGAAGAUCAGCCUCCUGCUGCAUCAGCGGGGACACGUCCAGGAACGCCCCUUUUCCUGCCCUCAGUGCGGCAUUGACUUCAACGGCCACUCAGCCCUGAUCCGCCAUCAGAUGAUCCACACGGGUGAGCGCCCCUAUCCGUGCACGGACUGCAGCAAGAGCUUCAUGCGCAAGGAGCACCUGCUGAACCAUCGGCGACUGCACACUGGCGAGCGACCCUUCCAGUGCUCGCACUGCGGCAAGAGCUUCAUCCGGAAGCACCACCUCAUGAAGCACCAGCGCAUCCACACUGGCGAGAGGCCCUACCCCUGCGCGCUUUGUGGCAGAAGCUUCCGCUAUAAGCAGACGCUCAAGGACCACCUGCGGACAGGCCACAGCGGAGGCUGUGCAGGUGAUAGUGACCCCUCCGCACAGCCAUCGGCCCCACCUGGUCCACUCUUAACUGUGCUUGAAACCGCUGGUCUAGGUGUUACCAUAGAAGGUCUAGAGACCAAUCAGUGGUAUGGGGAAGGGAGUGGAGGGGCAGUUUUGUAAAUCUGUGGCCUCAUUGUUAUUUGUGUUCAAAGCAGGGCAGAAAGUCCAGGAGAAAGUCCACGAGCCUCCACUGUCCACAGUAAUUAUCUGGCACAUCAAGAAAGUUGUGGUUCUCAAUCCUCAACUGGAGACAUGCUUUGUUUUGAAACUUCAUGGAUAGUACAAGAAUACUAUAUUUUGAAAUCCAGAAAGGCCUGUAGAGGAGUCCAGCAUCCUUAUCUUUUCAAAAAUACCACAAAAGCAGAAGUUAUAAGUACUGCAGAGAGGUUGGGAAGCAAUAGUUGUCCUCCCAUUAUCCUGUCAUGGGAUAGAAGAGAGUAGAUCAUGUGUCUGGGAAAAGAAAGAUGUGUGAGAAGAACCCCUAAAGCUUGAAGCCCAUUGUGAGGCAUGAGAAUGUUCAAAACCUUUUGCUAAUUCUUUGAUAGGUGAGGUGAUUGUUGGUAGAAUGUACUUUAGCUGCUCUUGCUGUUGCAUUCUUGACACCAGCUAAGCUCUGUUCAUACCUUCGUAGUCACCUUUCCCUGAAACAUGAUGACUCAGACUGCCUUCCUAGAUCACCUAGAUUGAAUCUGCUAAUACAUUUUGUUUAAUAUUGAGUGAAAAAGAAAUCUGACUUUAAUAGUUUAUUUAUGGGAACAGUUCUUAGCUUAUACUGGCUUAAUUUGAAGCAUUCAGACUCAUACUGGCAUUUAAUCUGCCAGAAACCUUUGCCAAGGUCCUGGUUAAAAAAUUGGGAGCAGAGUUCUCAGUCCAACUUUAAAAAGUUAGAGAUCCCAGAGAAAUAUCUGGCACAACAGUGACAGAACAGCCUAAAGUCUGUGCCCAAGCCAUGUUUUUGGAGUCACUUAUGUUAAAUAUCCCUUAGAUUUUCCAAGCCAGUAAGCUGGCUUUUCCAUUCCUGGUGUCUGAUUUUCUUUAGUCAUUAGCAGCAAAACUCACAGCACUUUCUAGAAGCAUUAAGAAGUUUUAGAAAGUGCCACUGAGCUCUGGGCUUUCAUUUUCUCAGCAAUGCAAUAGCAGUAUUGCAGUGUGUAACUCUUGAGUCAUUAAAAAAGGUGUCUGCUCCCCCCACCUGUCCCUACCCCCCUGGCAGUAGGCAGACAGAGGCAACUUCUAAACCACUGAGAGCUACGCAUCAUAUGUAGACAAGAACUGCCUGUCUUGCCUGUGGUGCUUUUAUGGAGCUGGCCUACCAUGUGUCUUUUUUUUGGGGGGCGGGAGGACUCAUUCAAUCACCUGGGAGCAUCUGAGCCUGGUUCUGUUCAUAAAUGUCUUUGCAACUGGUGUAAAUUCUUUUCCCUUAUGGCUCUCAAAUUUUUAUCUGUAAGAUGAAGCUGUUGAAAGGGAAAAAGUGAACCUCUAGAAAUUAAAAAUAGAGCAAAAAAAAGAAAAGAAAAAAUCUUGUGGUAUAUUACUUCUGUGCCAAAAUCCUGUCUCUUAUCUUUGGCUUCUGUCCAGGUGAAGCCAAAUGAGGCAGUAAAAUCAAAGCAGAAAAGUUCUUGUAGAAACUGGAUUGAAAUCAAUUUGAUUUGUUUGUUCUUACUUAGAGCCUGAAGUAGAAGACAGAAUGCAGAAUCCCUAUAUCUUGGGCAGAAAAGUUGUUUAUUCCUACACUCUUUUGUUUGUCAUCUACAAUGCCUGGAACAAGGUCUGGGACUAUUUAGACACAACAUUUUCUUGAUAAGUGGUAAGGAAGGGACCCAUUUUCUCCUUAUCAUUGAGCCCAGCCUUCAUUCUGACUAGUUAUUUAUAAACAUGCUAGGAAAGGAUGUUAGCCCAGUUACCUGUACUCCUGGAAAGGUUCUGUUGUA
This is a messenger RNA of Castor canadensis (American beaver), 3082 nucleotides long. NCBI's taxonomy places the organism in Eukaryota, Metazoa, Chordata, Mammalia, Rodentia, Castoridae. The record is from RefSeq and is a predicted model, not a curated record.